AAAAGGGGGAAAUAGAGCUCCCCAUUGACACCAUCACACCAAUAGCAUUAGCUUGCUUAACACCAAAGACGACCCCCUAAACUACAUAACAUAAUCCCCAUUUCCACCCCUAUUUAAGCUCUCAGAUUCAUCACUUCAGCUCCAAUUAAAUCGCUUAUCUCUCAUUUCGUGACGCUUGGAUUUGGAUUUAUCUGAAUUGGUGAAAAAUGAUGUCCUUUGAAAUGAACGAUCGGAAGAAGAUUGGGCUAGGACUGACGGGGUUUGGAGUGUUCUUCUCAUUCCUGGGGAUCGUUUUCUUCUUCGACAAGGGACUAAUUGCAAUGGGAAAUAUCCUCUUCAUCUCAGGGGUGGCUCUAACCAUUGGUCUCAAGUCAUCACUACAGUUCUUUAUGAAACGUAGUAAUUACAAGGGAACCAUUUCAUUUGGUGUUGGCUUUUUCUUUGUCGUCAUUGGUUGGCCUAUAGUGGGAAUGAUUCUUGAGGCCUAUGGAUUUGUCGUACUCUUUAGUGGUUUCUGGCCAACACUUGCAGUUUUCCUGCAAAAGAUACCUAUUUUAGGUUGGAUCUUCCAGCAGCCUUUUGUCAGAUCGUUCUUUGACCGCUACCGUGGAAAACGCGUUCCUGUUUAAUCCUGGUGGAAAUGUUUCAAAUGGAAUGACAUUGGUUUAGCUCACUUGUAAGAACUGUAUAGUAAGAUUUUUCUAGAAUUUACAUUUAGGAAGGUGAUGAUCAGUACAGUUUGUUCUCCAACAUUGAGAUUGGCGUUUUUAGCGCCUAAUGAAGUUCUUUUUUGCUCUC
This is a messenger RNA of Lycium barbarum (goji berry), 798 nucleotides long. Its product is annotated as vesicle transport protein GOT1-like. Gene Ontology annotation, biological process: endoplasmic reticulum to Golgi vesicle-mediated transport; retrograde transport, endosome to Golgi. NCBI's taxonomy places the organism in Eukaryota, Viridiplantae, Streptophyta, Magnoliopsida, Solanales, Solanaceae. The record is from RefSeq and is a predicted model, not a curated record. Bases 207 to 629 code for a protein of 140 amino acids. The transcript has 7 exons.